AUGGACGACUCCUCAAUAUCUCCUCCCUACAGCUACCGACACUCACUACAGCCGUGGGAUGUAGCCACCCAGACGGUGUGUCUCGCCGUGAGCACUCUCUGCAUCGCCAUGCGCCUCUAUUCCAAACUCCAUAUCACAAAGGCCCCGGGGUGGGAAGACUUGACUUGCUGUCUGGCUUGGCUCGGCUUGAUAGGAUACGCCAUCCUCGCCUUCGAGGCGGACAGACAUGGAAGUGGCGUCCAUCAGUGGGAAGUAGACGCCUCUGACCUGCGCCAGUUCUCCAAACUGGCAAACGCAUCGCAGAUCCUCUACGGCCCCUUGAUCUUCGUGACCAAGCUGUCCAUCUUCCUUCUCUACGUGCGGGUCUUCGCCCCAUCCCCCAAAUGCAACCCGUUCUGGUUCAUCCAGCUCAUCAUCGCGUUGAACCUUCUGUUCUACUUCGCCGACACUGUCGUGAAGAUCUGCGAAUGCACCCCCCGCGCCAGGAUCUGGGAUAAAGAUGUCCCCGGCCAUUGCAUCAACAUUAAUAUCCCGAUCUUGGUGACCUCCAUCGUGAACGUCGUAUCCGAUAUCAUCAUGCUCCUGAUGCCUAUCUUGUGUGUAUGGCGUCUGCAGAUAACGGUGCGCAGGAAGCUAGGCAUCUCGGCGAUAUUCGCAGCGGGCAUCUUCGGGUGCAUUUCCAGCGUGAUGCGACUCGCAGUCAGUAUAGGAAACAGAUACUCAACCGACAAGACAUAUGACUGGUUUCCCGAGUUCCUGUGGACUACAGCGGAAAUCACAUCCGGAAUCCUCGCAAGCAGCCUUCCCGCCCUCCCCACCUUCUACAAGCACACCUCCCAAAAAGCGAAAACGCUCGUGAGGAGCAUCAGCACGGGGAGCUUCUCGACCUUCAUGAAGAAAUCGGUCAGCACCGGCAAUAGAUCCGGAUCCGAAGCCGUCCAUCAGCCUGCGGUGCGCCGCCCGUGGCAGGGGGACCCCAGCAGGACUAAUUUGGUGGCCGGGAGUGACUGGGAGAUGGCGGAGAUCGGGCCUUUCCAGGGGACGUGCUAUACGACUGCCGAAGCUACUGCGGAGAGAGAUGGGGAGCGAGGGUUCCACUCGAAUGUAGAUAGUCUCCGAGGCCGGGACGGCGAGAGAUGCGAGCCGCGGGAUGGCAUUCUCAAGAUCGUGGAAGUCGAUGUGGAAUCGGGACCUGGGGGGAGGACAUGA
Messenger RNA from Aspergillus heteromorphus CBS 117.55, 1209 nucleotides. RefSeq lists its product as uncharacterized. NCBI's taxonomy places the organism in Eukaryota, Fungi, Ascomycota, Eurotiomycetes, Eurotiales, Aspergillaceae. The record is from RefSeq and is a predicted model, not a curated record. The transcript is spliced from 6 exons. Bases 1 to 1209 code for a protein of 402 amino acids.